GGAUUGCUAUUGGUUAGCGGCCGAAGGCGGGGCCGGAUCCAGGCCAGCGAUUGGUCGGCGUUCAGAGGCGGGGUCUGAUCCAGACCUGCGAUUGGCCGGAGGCCGGCCGUGGCGGCGGGCGCGGCGUGGUGAUGGAGACCGCGGGGCCUAGGACCCGGGCGGCUGCGCGGCUUGGGGCGCACGCGACGCGGGAGGAGCAGCGGAAGCGGCGGCCUGUGCGCCGGUGGCAGCGGAGGAGAAUCGGGGAGGAACAAGAAGAAGCAGUCUUUCGUGAAGUGGUCAGUUUCACCCGGGAUCCUCUGCCAGCUAGAUAUUAUGACAAAGACACCACCAAACCCAUCAGCUUUUACUUACCCUCGCUGGAGGAACUCUUGGCAUGGGCGCCCGAUGCGGAGGACAGCUUUAAUGUGGCCCUGGAACCCCUCAAGUGUCGGCAGCCCCCUCUGAGCAGCCAGAGGCCCCGGACAUUGUUGUGCCAUGACAUGAUGGGCGGAUACCUGGAUGACAAGUUCAUUCAGGGCUCGGCGGCGCAAAAUCCCUAUUGCUUCUACUACUGGCAGUGUAUUGACAUCUUUGUGUACUUCAGCCAUCACCUGGUGACCAUCCCCCCCGUGGGCUGGACCAACGCUGCCCACAGGCACGGGGUCUGUGUGCUGGGGACUUUCAUCGCCGAGUGGAAAGAAGGUGGGCGGCUCUGUGAAGCCUUUCUGGCUGGGGACGAGCACUCCUACCAGGCGGUGGCCGAUCAGCUCGUCCUGAUCGCCCAGUUUUUCCGUUUUGAUGGCUGGCUCAUCAACAUCGAGAGCUCUCUGAGUCCGGCCGCGGUGGGGAACGUGCCCCCUUUCCUCCGGUACCUGAGCACACAGCUCUGUCGGCAGGUCCCGGGGGGCCUGGUGCUCUGGUACGACAGCGUGGUGAGCAGCGGGCAGGUCAAGUGGCAGAACGAGCUCAACGAGCAGAACCGGAUCUUCUUCGACUCCUGCGACGGCUUCUUCACUAACUACAACUGGCAGGAGGAGCAUCUGGACAGAAUGGUAGCUCAGGCUGGCGAGCGCCGGGCCGACGUGUACGUGGGAGUGGACGUGUUUGCCCGGGGCCACGUCGUCGGGGGCCAGUUCGACACCCACAAGUCGCUGGAGCUGAUCCGGAAGCACGGAUUCUCGGCCGCUCUCUUUGCUCCUGGCUGGGUGUACGAGUGUUUGGAGAAGAGGGAUUUCUUCCAGAACCAGGACAAGUUCUGGGGCUUGCUGGGACGCUACCUGCCCCCACACAGCAUCUGCUCUCUGCCCUUUGUCACUUCUUUCUGCCUGGGCAUGGGGACUCGAAGAGUGUGCUACGGCCAGGAGGAGGCGGUGGGGCCCUGGUACCACCUGAGCGCCCAGGAAAUCCAGCCCCUGUUUGCAGAGCAGAGGCCGGAAGGGGACGGGCAGGGCUGGGUGAAGACGCACUGCUGCCUGGCGGACGCCUGGAACGGGGGCAGCUCCCUGCUCCUCCGCGGGGUGAUCCCGCCCGAGGUCGGGCACGUGGCUGUGAGGCUGUUCUCCCUGCACGUCCCGGUGCCCCCCAAAAUUUUCCUGUCCAUGGUGUAUAAGCUUGAAGGGCCUUCGGACGUUGGGGUGGCGUUGGAGCUCACCACCGGGGACGCGGGCAGCUGUCACAUCGGUGGCAUCUCGACGUUGAGUGCAGAAACGAGCUCCAGGCACAGCCCCCGCCCCCUCCGGGUGCCCCCCACCAAGCUGGCCAGAUGGGUGGGCCACUGCGGCCAGCAGCUCAGCGGGGGCUGGGUCCAGCGCUGCUACGAGGUGAACCUUCAGGGCUGUGUCCUGCAGGACCUCUGGGUCAGCUUCUCGCGGCCUCCUGGCAGCCAGGAGCAGGAGGCCUUUGUCUGCCGCCUGGGAGAGCUCCAGGUGGUGGAUGCCAACAGCCUGCUCAGACCUCUGCCCCGGGUGCAGGCCGUCAGUGUCUCCCGGGUGCGCUGGCAGCGGGCCGCCCCCGAGGAGGAGGAGGAGGAGCAGCGCCCGGCCCGGCUCCGGCUCAGCUGCGCCCUGCACUGGUCCUACCCCCUGUCUCACGUCCGAUGCUUCCGCAUCCACUGCUGCAGAGCGACCGGCUCUCCUGCAGAGGGGCCCCCGGGGCUGGAGAAGCCCGCGCUCCUGGGCCUGGCGUUUGUCAACCAGUAUCGCGUAGUGGACCUGGCGGUGGCAGCCGCGGGGCCAGGCACGGACGGCCGCGUGGAGUUCCUGGUGGAGCCCGUCCCCAGGGAGGGAUUUCUGGUGCCAAAGGCCGAGUGGGGCCGGGCGGCCCUGCUCUACUCCGGGCCCCACACGUGAUCGAGCAUUAAAGCACAGACCCUCCCGGC
Messenger RNA from Neofelis nebulosa (Clouded leopard), 2359 nucleotides. RefSeq names its product endo-beta-N-acetylglucosaminidase (gene ENGASE). Gene Ontology annotation, cellular component: cytoplasm. The record is from RefSeq and is a predicted model, not a curated record. The transcript has 14 exons. NCBI's taxonomy places the organism in Eukaryota, Metazoa, Chordata, Mammalia, Carnivora, Felidae. Gene Ontology annotation, biological process: protein deglycosylation. Bases 132 to 2330 code for a protein of 732 amino acids. Gene Ontology annotation, molecular function: mannosyl-glycoprotein endo-beta-N-acetylglucosaminidase activity.